This is a messenger RNA of Leopardus geoffroyi (Geoffroy's cat), 1703 nucleotides long. RefSeq lists its product as uncharacterized. The transcript has 2 exons. Lineage: Eukaryota; Metazoa; Chordata; Mammalia; Carnivora; Felidae. The record is from RefSeq and is a predicted model, not a curated record. The coding region runs from base 143 to 1057 and encodes 304 amino acids.
UUUUUUAAGGAAAACAAGUCUUUCGAGACAGAGGUGACCCCGGUGGUGAUAAGUGACCGAGUUCACCUGAGAGUGUUAUCAGCUCUCCAUAGCUGCCCGGGCCUCAGAUUUCUCAUUUCGAUGAGGAGGCCGGGGAAAUUGGAUGCAACCUGACAUCCCCCCUCUGAUGAGCUUCCUGGAGCCCAGCCCGCAAGGGCAAGUGCAGGGAGGGAGGCGGGGUGCGCUGGGGGGGGGGUACCCUCCCCUCUCCUCCCCUCCCCUCCCCUCCCCUCCCCUCCCCGGGGCUGGCCGUGAAGGAUUUUCCCCUGUGACUUUGUCUGUUCGCUUCCUCCUCUUCCUGAGGUUUUGUGCCCGGCCCGGACAUCAUCCCCCUCGCUCAGUUUUAGCCGGGACCUUCCUGGGUGAGGAUGAGACGCCCGCUCCAGCCAGCUCAGCUGCCAGAACAAUCCGUACGGUGGACCCGCCACUUCUUCUGGGCUCAGAGGCCUUCCAUCCAUUCCCUCUCUUCACUCUUUCAGCAUCACAUUUGGGGUCGGCAAAGUCCCGCCGUAAGGGGCCAGAGAGGACCUGUUUGCAGCUCUGGUGGCCAUCAGGUCUCCGUCGCAGCCCUGGACAACACGUAAAUAAACGUGUGGCUGUGCUCCAAGGAACUUUACGGACAGACGUGGGCCGUGGGUGGGAUUCGGCCCGCGAGCUGUGGUUUGCAAACCCCCCUGUGUCUCAGCCGCCUGGCUACUCAAGGAGGCACCGCAUUGUCUGGCCGAUGAGGAAGCCGAGGCUCACAGAGAGGCCAGGUGCCCAAGGUCAUGGGCCAAGAUUGCGCCAAGUUCAGAGCCUUGACCUCCAUGUCCUACGGGCACCAAACGGACACAGGUCUCUCAGAAAUCCACACAGAUGCCACCUCAGUCUGUAUGGGGAGAACCCUCUUGCCCACCCCCCACCCGCCACCACGUCCCCAUCUCCGGCCAGGGGGGUGGCUUUUCCCGUCUGCCAGGGAGACGGUGCGGGGAAUCUGUUGCUUGCCUUGCUCUCUAUCUGCCGGGGGCUUCUCUGCUGAGGGGAGGGGGUGCCGCAGAAGCCCGGGGCUUGCCCUGUGUCUGGCACCUGCACCCCCCACUCCCCAGCUCCCUGUGUCCCUUCCCAUCUUCUCCAGCCCUCGGCCCUUCUCUCUGAGAACCGCAGACGCUCAUUGAUCCAGACGCUUGAAAACAUGUGGUCAGAGCUGUGGACAAGGGAUCCACGGUGCGUCACGCCUUGUUCCCCACCGGCUGGGUGUGGGAUCCUCGAUUCAUUAUCGGACCUCCCCUGGGCACACACCAUGUGCCAGGCUCCGGGCCAGAAGCAGACGUGAACAAGAGGGCUCAGCGCUAAACCAGAAGGCGGGGGACCGAGGCCCGGCUGGGCAGAGAAGCCAACAUCUCAGACCCACGGGGAGCCAGACAAAGGAGGCUGUGGGUAGCGUGACUCAAGGAGAGCAUUCCUGCACCUCCUGGAAGAGGUGGCUGUGGCACGAGGCGACAUUCCAACAGGCAGCAGAGGGGGGAGACACCCUGCAGCAUUUGAAGGGCCUGGAAUGCCAAGGAGAAAAACCUGAAAGUCUUGGCAUGAGCCUGACACCAUGUGGGUCUGGGUCGGGGCCCUGCCUCUUGCAAGCUGGACGGCUUUGGGUCACGGUCAGCGCUCAAUAAAGAAUACUGCUGUUA